AUGGUUUCUCCACACAACAACAAGCCUUCUUCUGCUAUUAUCUCUUCAUUUCCAGAAACAAUAAUUUAUUCUUCUCCAUCAUCAAAACCCCCCUUCCAUCAUACGUUACCGAUGCAGGUUUUGACACAGCCUAACAUAAACCAUUCCUCACGUGAUCUCAACUCGUCCUCUAAAACACAUCAUCCAUGUUCCUACUACGUUCCUUCUUUCCCAUCGCUGCCCAAAGAAUUUUUACAAUGGAUGAACUCCCUCAACAGGCCAGAUUUUGGAAAACACCGAAUAACGCCUCAACGCUCAAGCCAAACAACCAUCUAUCUUUCCAAAAUUGUUUUAUGCUUCUGGUUGACGCUGUUUGUAUUGUUGAUAUAUUCUAUUUUCAAUAAUUUUCAUUUAUCGUCUUCAACCCAACAAGAGUGUCAUCAUGGCUUUGUAUUGGGACAGACUUCGCAAUGCUCAGUGCGAAAAUUUUACAAACGAUUUUUCAAUUCUUCACAAGCAAAACAUUUACCCACGAAUCUAACCUGCAAAGUGUACAAAAGAAACGUAACGCAACCGAAUGAAAAUCAAUCAGAAGGCCAUCCAAAAUACAUUGUAAUGUUUCAUGAAUACAUGAAUGCCACAAGGCAUGAAGAAUACAUAAGAAUCUUACUGGAUGGUGUUCGCUCUGGGUACAAAGUUAUUCACAGAGAUAAUGCAGCUACAAGGUUUUUUGACACAGAUUUUGCUCUUGUCGAGUUUGAAAACAUUACACUGAAAGAAAAGCUCGAAAACAAAACCAAGUUUGUAAAGUACAUUGUGAAACAACACGAAUAUCAUAACAUGAUCAACAAUGAACGGAAAUUACUGUCGACACAUCAUGAUGAAAUAGAAAGUAUUCACGAGGAUGAAGAAGAAUCGAGUUCUCUUCUAAAUACUAUUGGAAAACUCUUUACUCACUGGACUACGGAGGAUGCGUAUGCAGAACAUCACCACAAAAGAAAGCUUUGCAACCAUCCUAAUCGCCACUAUACUGAUGUGACAGACAAAUUGAAUGCCCACGUAUUAUGGGAAAAAGGAAUUUUAGGCCAAAAUGUACGUGUGGCCGUGUUUGAUACUGGAUUAAGCACUAAGCGAUCUGAGUCUUUCUCUCAUAUUGAAGAUAUGAUUAAUUAUACAACAGAGGAUUCUGUGAAUGAUGAACUUGGUCACGGAACAUUUAUUAGUGGAGUUAUUGGUGCCAAACACUCACAAAGCUCCAAAGCCAUUCCACAGAACGUUAACACUACGAAUAUUCCAGAUACAACCACUACUGGAGCGAAAAACCCCUCACAGUCAGGAUGUCAGGGCUUAGCACCUGAAGCAUCAUUAUUCGUUUUUAAAGUAUUCACCAGCAAACAAGUGUCAUAUACAUCAUGGUUCCUUGAUGCCUUCAAUUAUGCAAUGAAAUCUGGAAUUCAGAUUUUAAAUCUGAGUAUUGGCGGACCAGAUUACUUGGAUAUUCCUUUUAUUGACAAAGUGAGAGAACUUACAGCCAAUGGUAUCAUCAUAAUCUCUGCAAUCGGUAAUGAUGGCCCAUUAUACGGCACUUUAAACAAUCCUGCUGAUCUGGCAAACGUGAUUGGUGUUGGAGGAAUCGACGAUAAUGACAACAUUGCAAAAUUUAGCAGUAGGGGUGUGACUACAUACGAAUUGCGAUUUAAAAACGGCUAUGGAAGAGUUAAACCCGAUAUAGUCACCAUGUCUUUCAAGCUUAGAGGUCUUGGUCUAAAUCAUGUUGGCACAUUUGGGUCAUGCCAUUCAAUACUAUCAGGAACCAGUGUAGCUAGUCCCGUUGUUGCUGGAGCUGUAACAUUGCUAGCCAGCAGCGCCUUAGCCGACAACAAACUAGAACUGCCAUCUAACACUGACAGCAAUGACUUAACUAUUCGGGCCAACCUUGACAAAUUUUCCCUUCCUAAAAAUUCCUUAUUACCUUUGAUUAAUCCAGCAAGCAUCAAACAGAUCCUUAUAGAAUCGGCUCAACCUGUUCAUCAUGCCAACAUUUUUGAACAAGGAGCUGGAAAAUUAAAUUUGGAAAAAGCAUACGAGCUCUUACAAGAUUACUUACAGAAAGGUAAACCAAAGGCAACAUUUUAUCCAAAUGAACUCGAUCUUACGGCGUGCCCAUAUAUGUGGCCAUUCUGCUCUCAGCCUCUCUACCAUACAGCAAUGCCUUUGGUUUUUAACGUUACAAUUUUGAAUGCAAUGAGUGCUUCAGGAAGAGUUAUGGGUGACCCUGUAUUCGUUCCAGGUAGAUAUGGUGAAUUUCUUGACGUAACCUUUACAUAUCCCAAAGUUAUGUGGCCUUAUUCUGGUUGGCUUGGCGUCCAUAUCAGUGUUAGAAGUUCUGCUAGAUUUUUCAAUGGCUAUUGUGAAGGUACUAUCAAAAUGAAAAUCAUGUCUCCACCUCUCGGUAUUGGAAAAGACGGAGAUGAAAUGCAGAUUAGCGAAAUGGAGUUGAAAGUUAAGGUUAAAGUUAUUCAACCUCCUUUACGUCAACAAAGAAUACUUUGGGACCAAUAUCAUAAUUUACAAUAUCCACCAGGUUAUGUUCCAAGGGAUAAUCUUGCAAACAAGGAUGAAAUUUUAGAUUGGAACGGAGAUCACAUUCAUACAAACUUUAGAGACAUGUACAUUUAUUUGAGAAAUAAGGGAUAUUAUGUGGAAAUUUUAACAAAUGAUCUCACAGAGUUUGAUGCAAGCAAGUAUGGUACAUUGAUGAUCGUUGAUCCAGAAGAAGAGUUUACUGAAACUGAGAGAGAAAAGCUCAAGGAUGAUGUUCAACUACACGGCUUGUCUGUUGUGGUUUUUGCUGAUUGGUACAGCGUACCUAUUAUGAAACACAUCAAGUUCUUUGAUGACAAUACUAAUACUGUUUGGACUCCAAUUACUGGUGGAUCAAAUUUACCAGCACUUAACGCAUUAUUAGAUCCUUUCAAUAUUGUUUUUGGUACAAGAGUGUAUGAAGGUGAAAUUACAGUUGGCAAAGAAAAAGCCACCUACGCCUCUGGUGCAAGUAUAAUUAAAUUCCCAGAGGAGGGCAUGUUAGCAUCAUUCCAACUCAAGGACCAAGGAAUUGAAAUUCUCAGUGGAAAUAAGCAAAAUGGAAGGAAACAUUUAUUGAGUGAUUUAAGUGGAGGCAACUCUAUACAUAAGGUACCAGUGCUCGGAUUUACGCAGUCUGGUAAAGGCAGGCUUGCAGUGUUUGGUGAUUCCAAUUGUCUAGACUCUGCAGGAAAUCCUCACUAUAAUUGUUUCUGGCUUCUCGAUCAAAUGCUGCAAUUUACUUCACAAAAUAAGAUGAGCGAAGAAUUUAAAAAGGAUGCAAAUUUGAAGACCUUGUCUCAUCUCUUUGUAUCACAAAGCAGUGCACUUCCUGAGAGAAUGACAGGAAAUGAAUUGCACUUGUAUUCGAAGGUGCCACUUGAACAAUACAUUGAUGCUAGACCAAUCAAUGGCAGCAAUACCUAUAUUGGUAGAAGAGUUAGAAAUUCCAAUUAUGACGAAGAGAGUCAAAUGAUUAUUGAUGAAGAUCAAGACACCAGUCCAUUUAUUGCAAAUCUUCAUCUUAGAGUUAUUCUUCCAAUAUUCUUCAUGAUUGUUUGCUUGGUAUUCUUAAUCUAUUUAUCAGUUUCGAGAAGAAAGACCAUGAAUUCUGUUGUUUUCAAUGAUAAAAGACAUACCGUGUAA
This is a messenger RNA of Naegleria lovaniensis, 3708 nucleotides long. RefSeq lists its product as uncharacterized. Gene Ontology annotation, molecular function: serine-type endopeptidase activity. Bases 1 to 3708 code for a protein of 1235 amino acids. The record is from RefSeq and is a predicted model, not a curated record. Gene Ontology annotation, cellular component: Golgi apparatus. Gene Ontology annotation, biological process: proteolysis. The transcript has a single exon. NCBI's taxonomy places the organism in Eukaryota, Heterolobosea, Eutetramitea, Acrasida, Naegleriidae.